AUGGCCACCACCGACUCAACUCCCCGCGCAACCAUCCUUCUGUUCGGCCCGCAGGCGCUCUCCUUCACCGGACAGUCGCUGGCCCAGCUACGUCAAGCCGUGCCCAACGACCACCUCCGCCGAUGGAUGCUCGACACGGUGGCCGGCCUGCCGGGCUACUGGCAGAGCCUAUGUCAGAGCCUUCCCUCGCUCGAGACUCAACUUCCUCAGGCCGCAUCACACCUCGCUCGCCUGGACGCCUGGCUCCGGGGGGACGAGGAAUAUGCCCCCGCAGACAACACCAACACCCUGCCUAGCAUCGUGCUCACCCCGCUUGUGGUUCUUGCGCAACUGCUCCAGUACUGGCGGUAUCUGGAGUGGACUGGCCCGUCCGACGCGGACCGCCAAUCCGCUCUCCUGGCGCGACAUGCGGGGCAGGGCCAGGGACAGGCGGAGGCCAUCGGCUUCUGCACGGGCCUGCUGAGCGCCUUCGCGGUGGCCAGCUCGACCUCGCAGAACAACCUGGAGCGGUACGGCGCGGUGGCCAUCCGACUGGCCAUGCUGGUGGGAGGACUGGUGGAUGUGCAGGAGGCCGAGGGCGCCUCGGAAUCGUACGCCACGGCCUGGCAGACCGACCACCAGGCUGCUCAGAUGGCAGAGAUCCUGCAGCAGCUGGCCCCGAACGCCUACCUCUCUGUCCGCUACGACGAGUCCCGCGCUACCAUCACCGCGUCGGCGCCCACAGCCCCGACGCUCGUCGAGAAGCUUCGUGCUGUCGGCAUCACCGUCGCUCAGGUGGCAUUGCGCGGAUACUUCCAUACCUCGCGGGCCGAAGACCUCACCUCCGCCCUUGUCCAGCUGUGUGAACGCACCCCGGACCUGCAGUUCGCCGAUGCAGCCAACACCGUCCUGAGAACCUACACCAACGCGGGGACCGGGCCCGUGCAGACCGGGCCGCUGCACACGCUCGCCAUCCGGGCCAUCCUAGCCCGCCUCCGCCCCGCCAGCCCUAAUCUCCUUCGGUCCCGGACGCUUCAUCCCCCCUCCCUCCUCCCUGCCCUCGGCCCCCGCCUGCUACACUUCCCCGACACCUCCCCCGCCAGCACCCCCUCCGAAUCCAUCGCCAUCGUCGGCCUUUCCAUCAAAGUCGCCGGCGCCGACUCGGCCACCGAAUUCGCCUCCGUCCUGCGCAGCGGCCAACCGCAACACGAGCAGAUCACCCCCGAACGACUCAGCUUCGACACGCUCUUCCGGCAAGGCGACUGGGACGCGUCGCGCAAAUGGUUCGGCAACUUCAUCCGCGACCCGGACGCCUUCGACCACAAGUUCUUCAAGAAGAGCCCGCGCGAGUCCGCCACGAUGGAUCCCCAGCAGAGGCUGUUCCUGCAGGCUGCCUAUCAGGCCGUGGAGAUGGCGGGGUAUUUCUCGUCGUCCUCCGGGGGAGCGGAAGCGGGAGGCCGAGGAUCCUGCAUUGGGGGGGAUGGCGGAGACACCACUCGGGAUACGCACCACGUCGGUGUCUACGUCGGCGGAUGCACCGGGGACUACGAGCACAACGUGGCCUGCCACCCGGCGAACGCAUUCACGGCGACAGGCAACCUGCGGAGUUUCAUCGCCGGCAAAGUAUCCCAUUUCUUCGGCUGGACCGGCCCCGCCAUGAUGUUCGACACGGCGUGCUCCGCCUCCACCGUGGCGCUGCACACAGCCUGCCGGAACCUGCUCACCGGGGAGUGCAACGCCGCGCUGGCCGGCGGCGUGUCCACGAUGUCGAACCCCCUCUGGUUCCAGAACCUGGCCGGGGCGACCUUCCUCAGCCCGACGGGGCAAUGCAAGCCGUUCGACGAUGCCGCCGACGGCUACUGUCGCGCCGAGGCCAUCGGGUGCGUGUUCCUCAAGCGCAUGUCGGAUGCGGUCGCGGACGGGAAUCCCAUCCUCGGGACCAUCGCCGCCUCCGCCGUGUAUCAGAACCAGAACUGUACGCCGAUCUUCGUUCCCAACUCGCCGUCGCUGUCGGUGCUGUUUGGCGAUGUGCUGCGUAAGGCCGGGCUCGAGGCACAGGAUGUUUCGCUGGUCGAGGCGCAUGGCACGGGUACCCCCGUCGGCGAUCCGGCGGAGUAUGAGAGCGUGAGGCUGGCGCUGGGCAAGCGGAGCAGCCCGGUGAUUGUGGGCUCCGCCAAGGGGCAUGUCGGCCAUGCGGAGGGCGCGUCGGGCAUUGUCUCGCUCAUCAAGGUGUUGGUGAUGAUGCAUGAGGGGUUCAUCCCCCCCCAGGCCAGCUUCACCACCCUGAGUCGGCAUAUCAAGGCCGACGAGCUGAUCCGGAUCUCGACGGCGUUGCAGCCGUGGAAGACGCCGUUCAAGGCCGCCCUGAUCAACAACUAUGGCGCUUCCGGCUCGAACGCGUCGAUGAUCGUGACGCAGUCCCCCUAUAGGACGGACGGUCAGGAUGCGGCGAUCAGAAAGAGUGCGGCGGCCUUCCCGUUCUGGAUCCCUGGGUUCGAUGCACGGAGUAUCGGGGCGUAUGCGGCGAAGCUGAGGGAGUUUAUCGCUGGCCGGGGGAGCGUCUCGCUGCCGGAUCUCUCGUUCAACGUGAACAAGAAAUCCAACCGCGCGCUGCCCCAGGGGCUGAUCUUCAGCGCUCGCUCCGUGGCAGAGCUGGAGCAGAAGCUGUCUCAUGCUGCGGCGUCCCCCGUCGAGGCUGGUGCGGCGGCUGUCAAGGGGGCAAGGCCGGUCAUCCUGUGCUUUGGUGGACAGGUGUCGACCUUCGUCGGCCUGGAUCGGGCCCUCUACGACAGCAUCCCGCUGCUGCGUGAGCAUCUGCACCAAUGCGACGAGGCGGGACAGGCCCUCGGUCUGAACAGCAUCUUCCCCGAUAUCUUCGCGCGCACGCUCCUGGGCGACCCCUUGCGGCUGCAGCUGGCACUGUUCGCCGUGCAGUAUGCCUGUGCGCGCAGCUGGAUGGACAGCGGGCUGGCGGGCAAAGUCGUGUCCGUCGUGGGCCACAGCUUCGGCGAGAUCACGGCGCUGUGCGUAUCCGGCAUCCUCAGUCUGGCGGAUACGAUCCGGCUGGUGGCUGGGCGGGCGACGCUCGUGCGCGAGGCCUGGGGAGGUGACCCUGGCGCCAUGAUGGCCGUCGAGGGCGACGAGACCGCCGUGCAGGGCCUCCUUGCGGCAGCCAACGCGCAGUACGGCGGCGAGUCCCCCGCCAGCAUCGCCUGCUAUAACGGUCCGCGCAGCUUCACUCUCGCCGGGUCGACCGAGGCGAUCGACGCCGUGGCGGAGGUGAUCUCCCAGCAGUCCCAGCCCCUGCGCAGCAAGCGACUGAACGUGCAGAACGCCUUCCACUCCAUCCUGGUGGAGCCGCUGUGCGCGCGCCUGCAGGAGGUCGGCCACGGACUGGCUUUCCAGGAUGCAGCGAUCCCCCUGGAACGCGCGACGCAGGCCCGACACACGGGCCGGUUGACGGGGCAGUUCGUGGCCGACCACAUGCGCCAGCCGGUGUUCUUCAACCAGGCCGUGCAGCGGCUGGCGGCGGACUAUCCCGAGGCUGUGUGGCUGGAGGCCGGCUCCAGCUCGACCAUCACCGUCAUGGCCGGGCGUGCCCUAACCAACGCCCACUCCUCCGGCCACCACUUCCAGGCCCUGUCUCUGACGACAAUAGACAAAGCCCUCGACGGCCUCACCGACGCCACCGUCUCGCUCUGGAAACAGGGCCUCCCCGUCACCUUCUGGGGACACCACGCGCGCCAGACCCCCGAGUACGCCUCGCUGCUGCUCCCGCCGUACCAAUUCGACAAGACGCGACACUGGCUGGACCUGAAAUCCCCCCCCGACGGCCCCCCGAUGGCCCCCUCCGACGCGCUGUUCACCUUCACGGGCUACCAGAACAAGCAGGACGCGCUCUUCCGGAUCCACACCUCCAGCCCCCGCUACCAGAAGUACUUCCUCCCGCACGUCAUCGCACAGACGGCGCCCAUCUGCCCCGCGACCGUGGAGAUGGACAUCGCCAUCGAAGCGCUCUUCAGCCUGCACCCCGACUGGGCCGCGGAGGGCCGCCAGCCCAUCGCCCUGGACCUGGUCAACCAGGUGCCCAUCUGCGCGGACCCGACGCGGACCGUGUGGCUCGACCUCUCGCCCGUCGACUCGGACUCCUCCUGCCCCCUGUGGAGUUGGAAGAUGCUCACCUCCUCCUCGCCCUCCACGCCCACCAGCAACCCCACCGUCCACGCCGAAGGCCGUCUCCGCGUGCCCUCGCCCGCCGCCGGAACCCUCCACGCCGAAUUCGCCCGCUACGAGCGUCUCGGCCGGAAUAUCUACCGCACCUUCGCCGACGUCGUCGACUACGGCCCCAUCUUCCGCGGCGUGCAGCGCAUCGUCGGCACCGAGAACCAAAGCGCCGGCUACGUGACCCGGCCUCACGCCGCGGAGUCCUGGCUCGAUGUCCCCCUGCUGGACAGCGUGUGUCAGGUCGGCGGCCUGUAUCCGAAUUGUCUGGUCGAUCGCAACCCCGGCGAUAUGUUCAUCGCAACGGGCAUUGAGUUGCUGAUGCGGUCGCCGAGGGUGGCCAGGGAGGAUAAGAGGCCCGAGGCGUGUCAUGUGUUGGCGUGUCAUGCGUGGGUUUCGGAGAAGGUCCUCAUGACGGACGUCUUUGUGUUUGAUGCGGACACCGGAAGGCUGGUGGAUGUCGUGCUGGGGAUCCAUUAUGCGAGGGUCGCCAAGGCGAGUAUGGUUAGGGUUUUGGGCAGAUUGACCGGGGAUCAGGGCGUUUUGAGGGGGGGUGUUGCUGGGGCUGGGGCUGGGGCUGGGACGGGAGAUGAGGGACUGGUGCGGCCGGUGGUGCAGGCUCAGGCACCGGCUAAGAAAGAGAAGAAAGAGAAGAAAGAGAAGAAAGAGAAGAAAGAGAAGAAGGAGAAGAAGAAACCGUCUGCCCGCCCCGACAUCACCGACGACGUGCGCAAGCUGGUCGCCAACAUCUCCGGCAUCGAGGCCAGCGAGAUCGCGCUGGAUUCGGAACUGGCCGACUUCGGCAUCGACUCGCUGAUGGGCAUGGAGGUGGCGCGCGAGGUGGAGACCGUGUUCAAGUGCAGUCUGCCGCAGGAGGAUCUGCUGGAGGCGACCAGUCUGCGCAAGUUUGUCGUCUGCAUCUCCAACGCGCUGUACGGGGCUGCUUCGGAUCCCCCUGCUGCCGCAGAUGAUGAGGUCGAAGAUGAAGAUGACUCCUCGUCUGACGACGGGGCCGCAACCCCCCGGAACUCCUCGGACAGCGAGACCAGCGUCGAGAACAGCCCGCCUGCUGCUGCUGCUGCUGCUGCUGCUGCCAGCAAACCGGUCGAGAAGCCCCCGGCAACCAGCAACCUGAGCCUCUCGCGUGAGGACGUGCUGGAGAGCUUCGGGGCCGUCAAGCUGCGCGCGGACCAGACGCUGCGCGACCACGGCAUGCACAGCUUCGAUCAGAGCGUCGCGGCGUCGAACCAGCUCUGCGCGGCGCUGAUCGUCGACGCCAUGGAGGCGCUGGGCUGUGCCAUCCGCAGCGCGAUGCCCGGGCAGAUCCUCCCCCGGGUGUCGUUCCAGCCCCAACACCACCGCAUGAUGGACUUCGUCUACGGCUUCCUCUCGCAGGUGGCCCGACUCAUCGACAUCGACCCCUCCGGACAACUCACCCGGACGUCCAUCGCUGUCCCCCGCCAGUCCAGCCAGGCGCUCCUCCAGGACCUCCUCCAGCGGUACCCCGAGACCACCGUCGCCCAUCUGCUAACCCACUACGCCGGGCAGCGUCUGGCCGACGUACUCAGCGGCAAGACCGACGGGAUCCGGGUCAUCUUCGGCUCGCCGGAAGGCCGCGAGCUCGUCCAGGGGCUGUACUGCGACUACAUCCUCAACCGGGUACACUACAGCAACAUGCGCGACGUGAUCGGGCAGCUGGUGCAGCGGAAAUCCUCCUCCCUCAGCGCCUCCAACCCCCUCAAGGUCCUGGAAAUGGGCGCCGGCACCGGCGGAACAACCUACGUGCUCGCGCCCUUCCUCGCCUCGCUCCACAUCCCAGUCGAAUACACCUUCACCGACCUCUCCCCGUCGAUGGUGGCCAACGCGCGUCGCAAGUUCGGAGCCCAGUACCCAUUCAUGCGCUUCGCGGUGCACAACAUCGAGAAGCCCCCCGCCGAGGAACUCUGCGGCGCGCAUGUCGUUAUCGCUAGCAAUGCCAUCCACGCGACGCAUAGUCUGCAGGCGUCUGCGACGGAGAUCCGCAAGGCUCUCCGCAACGACGGCUUCCUGAUGAUUCUGGAGAUGACGGAGGCGUUGCCGUGGGUGGACGUCAUCUUUGGCCUGCUGGAGGGAUGGUGGCUGUUCGACGAUGGGCGCCCACAUGCCAUCGCGCCCCCGGAGGUCUGGGAGCGCGAUCUCCACGCCGCUGGGUUCGGGCAUGUCGACUGGACGGAUGGUGCCUUGCCGGAACAUCGCUUCGAGAAGGUCAUUCUGGCCAUGGCCUCGGGACAGCAGCAGGCUCGGCUCCCUGCUCCGGUCCCUGAGAGUGCCCCCACGACGGCAAAGAGGGAUAUCCUCGCCCUCCAGGCCGAAGCAGACCAGUACAUCCAAACCUACACAUCCACCUUCCUUCCCCCAUCCCCAUCCCCCUCCCCCUCCCCCUCCCCCACAGAGAAACAAACAGGCGCAGUCAUCCUCCUCACCGGCGCGACCGGCAGCCUAGGCAGCCACCUCGCCGCAACCCUAACCGCCCACCCCUCCAUCGCACGGGUGAUCUGCCUGAACCGGCCGAGCAACACCGACGCGACAACCCGGCAACUCAACGCCUUCAGCACCAGGAACAUCGCCCUGGCCCCCACCCAGCAAUCCAAGCUGCUCGCCCUACAAUCCACCACCUCGCAGCCCCAUCUCGGCCUGCCCGAAUCCGAAUACAACGAUCUCACCCAGACGGUAACCCACAUCAUCCACAACGCGUGGCCGAUGAGCACCACCCGCCCCUUAGCCUCCUUCGCGCCUCAGUUCCAGACGCUGCAGAAUCUCCUCACCCUAGCACGCGACGCAAACGCCCACUCGGGGGGGGAGAUCACCUUCCAGCUCGUCUCCUCCAUCGGGGUGGUCGGUCAUUCGCCGACCCCCCUGGUGCCGGAGAGUCGGGUCCCGCUGUCGUCGACGUUGGAGAACGGAUACUGCGAGGCGAAAUGGGUGUGUGAGCGGAUGCUCGACGAGACGCUGCACAAGCAUCCCGGCCGGUUCAGAGCGAUGGUCGUUCGCCCCGGGCAGAUUGCCGGGUCCCGGGAGACGGGGGUCUGGAAUGCCGUCGAGCACUUCCCGUUCCUGGUGAAGAGUGCCAGCACACUUGGGGUGUGGCCGGAUCUCGAAGGCCGGCUGCAGUGGGUUCCGGUCGAGGAUGUGGCGUCUACCAUGCUGGAUCUGCUGAGCCUGGAUUCGGCUCCCGGGGUGGAGGGGAAAGGGGGGGAGGAUACGAAGGAUGGGUAUCCAGUCUAUCACAUCGACAACCCCGUCGGCCAAGACUGGAAGGAGAUGAGUGCCGUGUUGGCGGGCGAGCUGGGCAUUCCGAGGGAGAAAUGGGUUGGGUUUGAUGAGUGGAUCCGGCUGGUGAAACGGUCUCCGGUCUCCGAGGCCGAGAAUCCGGCCGUUCGCCUGGUUGGAUUCCUGGAAGGGAACUUUGAGAGGAUGUCCUGUGGGGGACUCGUUCUGGAUACGAAGCUCGUGAGCGAGCAUUCGGCUACUAUGGCGGGCCUGGGGCCCGUCCCGGAGGAGGUGGCCAGGGGAUGA
This is a messenger RNA of Aspergillus heteromorphus CBS 117.55, 7755 nucleotides long. RefSeq names its product putative polyketide synthase. Gene Ontology annotation, molecular function: 3-oxoacyl-[acyl-carrier-protein] synthase activity; phosphopantetheine binding. Gene Ontology annotation, biological process: fatty acid biosynthetic process. The transcript is spliced from 5 exons. The record is from RefSeq and is a predicted model, not a curated record. Bases 1 to 7755 code for a protein of 2584 amino acids. Lineage: Eukaryota; Fungi; Ascomycota; Eurotiomycetes; Eurotiales; Aspergillaceae.